GUUUCAGUUUAGAGAAACAAUCGUUGUAACAUGCGGAUAUUGUUGUUAGUGUUAUUGUCUUUUGGUGUAUCUUUUGCCGAAAUCGAGGAGUACUCAUUAUCGCGAGAAGAAUGUCGAGACUCAGGUUUCAUUCCUGAAGAAUUGAAAUGCUCUUCUUGCUCACAACUCACUAAGUUUAACUUGGAGAUUUUGCUUUCUGAUUGUAAUGCUUGCUGUACGAAGGAUGAAGAAGACAAACACGAUAAGUACCCUAUGGCUGAUAUAGAAAUAUGUGAAUGCAAUCUCGGUCGCUUUCCACAAGUACAAGCCUUUGUUCGAGAGGACAUGGCAUCGUACUGGGCAGGAAAGGUACGAAUACGUCAUGUGAGGGGCGUUUUGCCUACCAUAAAGCUCAAGGACAAAUCAGGCAUUACUAGGCCGGUAAUAGUUGCGUGUAAAAAUUGGCCAUUCCUAAUCCCACUCUCGCCAAUCUAACAAGCAAAUAUUGUCUUCGACGCAAGAACUCAAUAUUAGCCGUAAAAUCUACAAACAGAUUAUAUAUCAGGUCAUUUUGUUGAUUUCUUUUGAUCUUAUCUAAUGUCUUACUGUUGUGUUUGUUUUCAUUUUUUUUUUCAGCCCCUAGAGUAUGAAUUCAUGUUUUCCUGAGGUUUAUGGGUUUUCGUGAUCGCGUACUUGUCGAACUUUAAAUUAAUAAUUUUCUUUGUUGAUUGUGGUUUUGUAUGUGUGAUAAAAAGUUCUGUUCUUUAAGAUGUGUU
Cylicocyclus nassatus is the source of this 755-nucleotide messenger RNA. Lineage: Eukaryota; Metazoa; Nematoda; Chromadorea; Rhabditida; Strongylidae. The record is from the annotation of a GenBank genome assembly.